AAGAAAAUCUGCUAAAUUAAAGCUCUUUUAGUAUCACUUCCACGAAUCUACGCUUACACUCCUCAUGACACGCGAUGUUCUCUUAGACAUCUGACAAUAGACUCUCGACGAACAACUAUAUCGAUUGAAAUUACGCCCCUCUCAAAGUAAUUUUAAGGCCGUCCACCAAACUCUUCCUAAGGACGGCGCAGGCGCUUCUUCAUAUUCAACUCUAGCACGAUGAAUUGCCUAUCCAUGGCAGUGCACCGUGCGCUUUCGUGCAGUGAUCAUGUCAAACUCCAAAUGUGCGCCAGAAAGCGACAUAUCAAAGAAAUAUAACGAUUACAGUUUACAAUUGAGUCGGUGGUUUCUCGUGCCAAUCGGUGCGUGGCCACAAAUAAAUGCGUCGAACUCAAUAUGGAAAAUCCUUGUGUUACUGCAAAUUCUUAUUUGUUCGAGUAUGGUAGCAUCCGUAACGGUACCGUGUUUGUUACAUGUGUUGUUUGAUAAAGUUAACAUCAAGGCAAGACUGAACGCCAUUGGGCCACUGCUUCACAGGAUUAUGGGAUCGGUAAAUUACUGGGUGCUACUCAAGCGCAGCGGUGAUAUUCGCAAAUUAAUACGACACAUGGAGACAGAUUGGCGUCUCAUACAAAGAAUCGACGAUCGCGAAGUGAUGCUGCAACACGCCAAAUACGGUCGUUCUGUCGCCUUGAUCUGUGGACUGAUCAUGCAAGGCGGUGCCUUCUUAUUCAGCUUAGCAAGGGCGAUGAAAACUGUACCUAUCACUGUUGGCAAUGAGACUUUCACGACGCAUCCGAUGACAUGUCCGAUUUACAGUAAAAUCAUCGACACGAGAUAUAGUCCUGUAAAUGAAAUCGCAUUGGUUCUGCAAUUCCUGUCAACGUUCAUAAUAAAUUCCUCUACCGUCGGUGCUUGCAGUCUAGCCGCUAUCUUCGCGAUACAUGCUUGUGGUCAGCUGAACGUGCUGUACACGUGGCUACAUGAACUUGUUGACAAGAAGAAAGAAAAUGAUACAACCGAAGGAAAAGUGGCCGUUAUCGUGGAGCAUCAUCUAAGAAUAUUGAGUUUUAUAUCACGCGUGGAAAGUAUUAUGCAUCCAGUUUCUCUUACAGAAUUGAUGGGAUGCACAGUAAUUAUGUGUUUACUUGGAUAUUACACCAUUAUGGCUUGGGAAACGCUCGAUACAGCAAAAAUAAUAUCUUAUGUUAUUGUGUAUUUAUCGAUGAGUUUCAAUAUUUUUAUAUUUUGCUACAUCGGAGAGAUUAUUACAGAACAGUGCAAAUAUGUCGGGCAAAUGGCAUACAUGACCGAUUGGUAUAAUCUACAUCACAAAACUGCGCUUGGUCUCGUUUUGAUUAUUGCUCGAUCGAAUAACGUUAUCAAGAUGACUGCUGGAAAAUUAUUUCAUUUGUCUAUUGCAACUUUUGGUGAUGUAACUUCAUAA
Messenger RNA from Temnothorax curvispinosus, 1447 nucleotides. Its product is annotated as odorant receptor 4-like. The record is from RefSeq and is a predicted model, not a curated record. NCBI's taxonomy places the organism in Eukaryota, Metazoa, Arthropoda, Insecta, Hymenoptera, Formicidae. The coding region runs from base 269 to 1447 and encodes 392 amino acids. Gene Ontology annotation, molecular function: odorant binding; olfactory receptor activity. Gene Ontology annotation, cellular component: plasma membrane. The transcript has 5 exons. Gene Ontology annotation, biological process: detection of chemical stimulus involved in sensory perception of smell; sensory perception of smell.